Molecule: messenger RNA, 909 nt
Organism: Mycetomoellerius zeteki
Lineage: Eukaryota; Metazoa; Arthropoda; Insecta; Hymenoptera; Formicidae
Product: ES1 protein homolog, mitochondrial
Exons: 4
Coding region: 122-877 (251 amino acids)
Source: RefSeq, a predicted model, not a curated record
ACAUUAUACGUUAAUGUUUAAUUAAUAAAAUUAAAAAUUUUUUUAUUUUCUUCUUUUGUAGAAAAAAUGUUGCGACCACGAAUAGUGUCCUUCUUUCGACGAGAUACAUCCGUUUUUAUAUAUGCCUUUUGCAAUAACCUUCAUACGUCACAAAUUUCAGCAGGAUAAAUUGAAACGAAAUAAAAGCUGUGAACCUAUAUCCGUAGCCGUAAUAUUAUGCGGAUGUGGUAGACUUGACGGCACCGAAAUUUCAGAAGCUGUUUCAACAGCCAUACAUUUACGGCAUAAAAAGAUGAAACCAUUAUUUUAUGCUCCGGACAUUGAGAUUCGUGGUGUAGUCAAUCAUCUUACCAGAGAAAUGGAUACUAAAAGUUCCAGAAAUGCUCUCGUUGAAGGUGCCAGAUUAGCAAGAGCGUGCAUAAAACCUCUAUGCGAGUGCGAAGUUUGUACACAUGGUGCCCUUAUUAUACCUGGAGGAUUUGGCGCUGCACGCACUUUGAGUAAUUUUGCCGAGAAGGGUACUGAUUGUACUGUUCUACCUGACUUGGAGAAGCUCAUCGAAGAUUUUUAUUGCGAAAACAAACCGAUCGGCACUAUGUGCAUAGCUAGUGCACUUGUUGCUAAAGUGUUAAAGGGUGUAAAAGUUACACUUGGCAAGGAAUCACCUAAAAAAGACUGGCCAUAUGCUGAUGCUAUCAAGAAGGUUAAGGCUAUGGGCGCUAAAAUAGAAAUGAAAGAUGUUAAAGGAGUAACGUUAGACAAAAAUUACGGCGUUCUCAGUACACCAGCCUGGUUGUAUGAACCAGCUACUUAUGCAGAUGUUUAUGAUGGUAUUGGUAAACUUGUCACAAUGUUAAAAAAAUGCAUCAAUAAGUAAUUCGUAUGCAAAUGUUUCUAAAAGUUACAUAU